UGUUAGCCAAUAUAAUGGAAUAAUACGACAAGUACUAAUUGUUUUUAAGAUUAACUAAUAAGAAAGAGAGUUCAUCAAAAUAUGAGUCUUUAAAUUCUUCAUGCAAAAAACAGCAUCCUACAAUUUUAAGUGGAAAGAGAAAUCCUAACAAUGAGGCAUAUAAGAAACUACAUUAAAGUUCUGAAAUAUUUAAAGAAAAUACAACACCAAUUAAGAAUGAUGUAUAAAAACCAAAAAAUUAUGCUACAGAGAGAAAAUCACUUGAAGAUUCAAACACCAAAAGAACUUUGAUUCCAAGCUUAGAUUAAUAUUAAUCACCAGAAAGAAGAUAUUCAUCAAAUAUUAGAUAUAAUCCUAAUACGGAAAGUUCAUAAAAAGAAUCUAAAAGAAUUUUAAAGUAAGUUACAUUCUUAAAAUUUAGAACAUGUGAAUAGAGAUAAUAGGACUUUUCUCAUCGAAUUAACUUACCAAUUAGUGCAGUAAAACAAUUUUUUUAUUAUAUUAGAUGUAAGUUAAGGAUUAUAAAGAAGAUAAUUAUGGUUUAGGUAAAUAUAAAUCACACGAAUCUACUUAAAAGUUAAAAAGUUACCUUGAUCUUUAAGGAAAUCUUAAUAAUUGUAAAUUUAUAAUUAUAUUCAGAAACGAUUUAGAGUUAUACUGAUAGAUUAUUCAAAAGUCAGAAUAAAAUAUAAAAAAAUCUUUUAUCAUCAUAUUAAAUUUGUAAAGCCUAAUCAGAAUUGAAGAAUGGAAAGAAGAGAUUUAUAUAAAGUGCUAUGUCAUAAUAGUUGUCACCUCCAUAAAAUCCAAUUCAACCUAAAGAUAUAAAUAAAGUUUUUUUAAAGAGUACUUAAGAAGUAUGGGAUAAUUAAGUAAAAUUAAUAUUUUAAUUAUUUUAGUAAUAGUAAUCAAAAGCUAUUGUAAAAAUGAAACAUGCUUAUCAACAAAAAAGUUAAAUCGAUUUGAGAUGA
Molecule: messenger RNA, 968 nt
Organism: Paramecium sonneborni
Lineage: Eukaryota; Ciliophora; Oligohymenophorea; Peniculida; Parameciidae
Source: the annotation of a GenBank genome assembly